AUGACUUCCAGGAGACCAAUGACUCGUUCUGCCUCUGGCAACGGGAGGACAAGCAGCUUUAGCGAAGAGGAGGGCGGCUCUUCUAAUGGUCGGACAGAGAGUCGCAACCCUUACCUCUCCAAUGUCAGGCCUGAAAACAGGUAUUCUCACUACAGGCCGAUGAGGAGCACAUUAUGCAGUGUGAUGGCUCAGCUGACGGAGGACAUACAGCCGUCCUUUGAGACCACCUUAAAAGCAAAGGCAGUGUCGGAAAACUGUAAUGUGAAGUUCACCUGUGUGGUUUCAGGUUACCCAGCUCCAGAACUGACAUGGUAUAAAGACGAUAUGGAGAUGGAUCGGUACUGCGGUCUCCCAAAGUAUGAGAUUCGACGCAAUGGAAAAACCCACUCCCUCCAUAUUUACAACUGUACGUUGGACGAUGCAGCAAUCUAUCAGGCCUCAGCCAGUAACAGUAAGGGUAUUGUCUCCUGCUCGGGCGUUUUGGAAGUCGGCACCAUGAACGAGUACAAGAUCCAUCAGAGGUUCUUUGCCAAACUAAAGCAAAAAGCAGAGCUCAAAAAGAAGGAGUUGGAGGAGAGCAAGAAGAAGAAGGGUAAAGACAAUGUCCAGCAAGAGCAACCGCAGGUCAUCUCUGAACGAAGUCAAAGGAAACGACCCAUUCCCCCGCCAAAGGAGACCCCAAUUCUCCAGGAGCGUGGAGCUGUGCAGCAGUCAGGGGCUGUUGCACUAGAACCCAAUGGGGUCAGCACUGAAGUCAGGGAAACAGCCCCUGUGACCCCAAAAGACAGUGGUGUAGAAGAGACAGAGACACCUACCACCCAGUCCCCAACUACAGAGACCUCGCAAACAAAGAAAAUAAAGCUCUCUAAUGGUUUAGAUGCUGGAGUUGGCAGCCACGGCAAUAGCAGAGGCCAGAAAAUGGGAAAUGGGGGUGAAAACUCUUAUGAUGGGGGGCUCAGUUUGGCACAAUUUCUGGCAGACACUCUCCAUUCCCAGGCUGCCGAGGAGAAGCAGAACUCUUUGGAAGUGGAGAAUAGUAAAGAUAUGGAUACAUCUAUUACAGAUGUUAACAAAGAAGAACGAGCUCGAGAGAAAAAAUGCAAAGAGUGGGAUGAAAAAGAGGGAGAAAAAGCACUAGGUGAAGAGCACGAGAGAGAUAGAGAGAAAGAGCAAGAAUUAGCCAUCGAGAGAGAGAAAGAAAGAGAAAAGCUAGCAGAAUUGCCACACAAGAUGAGCCACUCUAAGCACGUUUCAGCCACCAAAAGUCACAGCAAGGCUCAUAAGGAUCAUGACCACCAUAACAUUCAGUCUUCCAUCUCCUCUGUCCUCCACACAGUCAAAGACUUCUUCUUUGGAAAGAGCAAGAAGGACUCUCAUGAACACUGGGAGAAGGAGGAGAGAGAGGUCGAUGUCCCAGGUGACUCAAUACAUUCUAGCCCUCCUGAACAAGAGCCACAACCACUCUUUUGGCUGCAGCCAGAACCUCAACCAGAGGUUGAUAAAACUCCUCUCGCAAAGGAGGCGUUACCCAUGGGGAUUGGGGAGCUGAAGGAGCCAUCUGCCAUGAUGGUAACAGAACAACAGUCAGUUUCGUUAGAGCUUGUGACAGCACAAAAACAUGAGCGUGAAGAUAGUGCUUCCCACACAGAAGAUCUCCCUCCAGCUUGUGAACCACCACCUGAGAAGGUAGCCGACUCCAUCAAACCAGAGGCGUUGAUGACUAAUGACGUCGUGGAGCCUAUGGAGGUGUCUAUGGAAGGAGACAGCACUGCUCCAGGCAAAUCGAUAUCCACGGCCAGGUCUCCAGUCUUCACUGAGGCUACAGAAAAAGAUCCCUGGGCAGUCCCAGUUAUCCAAGUGGUUUCCGCACUCCAGCAAGAGCCAAAUGCCCCAGUGGCUUCAUCGGAGCCCGAUCACUGGGUCACAAGAGAGGAAACCAAGUCUUCAUCCAUGCAAGAUCCACCUGGCUUGCCACUGACUCAAGCCUCCAGUGAGGAGACGUGUCCCCCGACAUCCAUCGACACCGAUUUGGGGAGCAGUUUGGCUACCUCCGGUAGUGUCAAAUCAGAAAUAGACAACCAGGGCCUUGAUAAGGUAACCGCCGACAGUUUGGAAGAGAAGGUGAUAACUGAUGAUGAAACGGGCAAAGAAAGAGCAUUUGACACGCAUAACAAUCAUUCAUCCAAAACUAUGUGGCUGGAACAGAAAGCUGAUUUGAAGUUAGAGUCACAGCCGUUUCCAGUCAAAGACAGCACUGCGGUUAAUGAAUUGAGAACAGAUUCAUUGGAAGAGGAAAGAGAAGCGUGUGAUUCUUCGACACUAAACCAGGUGCCUGUUAUUUUGAUAACGGAUGAGAACGCUAUAGCAGCAUGCAGCACUGAGAGUGACCACUUCAAAGUAGAGACGGAGGAUACUCCACUUAUUCAGGAAGCCAAUGUAGAGUUUCCUGUAACUGUAGCCCCGGAGAGUGAAGAGAGAGCUGACCUAAAAAUACUACCAGAGUCCACCCCUCUCGUGGAACGCAUAGAAGACCAACGUCCGAGUGAGAAAGAACAUUCAAAGUCAGCUUUAGAAAGUAACGCGGAGGGAGAGGCAUUUAAAGUGUUCACUCCUUUUGAGAGAAAACCAGAAGUUAGCUCCCUGGACAACAUAGAAAUAGACGAGCAGGCAUUUUCAAAAGUUGAGGAAAUUAAAGACAGGAGGGAAAGUUUACACAGAGAUGAAGCGCAGACCAUCCUUAUUGAGAGGGAAUUGGAAAUGGGGAAAGACAAAGAGGUUCAGGUGAAAGCAGAUGGGUUGAGCAAACCAAAGAGCCCCUCAAAGGAAUUAAACAAGGCUUGCCCUGACGGUGUGUCUCAGGAAGUCAUUGUGGCGACAAAUGUCGAAGGCAGGGAAAGAGCCAUAGUCGGACUCACACAGAACGCUCCAGAGAUCGAAGUUUUCAAAUCUACCACGAAGGACAUCCAGGACACUAAACCAACUGUGCCAGAAAUAAGGCUGACUGAACAAAUUCUGGGAGAAAAAAUUGAAGAGAUGGAACCUGAGAUUACAAUCUCUACCCUACCACGGGCAUCAAACAAGCCAAAAUCAGAGCCUACCAUUUUGCAAAGAGAUAAUACAAUCAUCAUGUCAGAUGCAAUAUGCCAGGCACAGGCCGUCUCUACAGUGACUGAAGACUUCACACCCACACGGAAAAAUGUGCUGAAUGAUGAUAAACUCCCUUCAAUGGAGAAAAAGCAGGAUGUUGUGCAAUUGGAUGACACAACAAAAAUAUUUAAUCCAGAGCAACCAUUUGAGAAAACCAAUGAACAAGACUCUCAGAUGGACCACACAUCAGUUGAUGUCGUGAAUGUUUCUCAUCCUGAUGAAAACAAGUGUGGGGAGAGUGUCUGUGUGUCUUCAGAGCCCCCUAUCUCAGAUACACCACAAUCAGAUGAGUCACCCAAAGUACCUUUGUUUGUGAUGCCACCCACCCCAGUCAUUUGUGACGACAGCCCUCCUGAAAGCAAUGUAACCACUCAAAAUGAGUGGGCGAAAACAGAAACUUUGACUGCCAUUCUGAGUAGAGCGACGUGUGGUCUUGAAAGUAGUAGUAUUAUUGAGGAUGAUAAGAUGCUUAGGAAGAAGCCAAACCAAGAAGCAAUGUCAAAGAGUAUAAUGGAAAACACACCUUCAAUAUUAGAUAUAGCCCUAAUACCGGCGGAAGUUAACACCAAUGUGGUCUCAAUAGGUGGAACAGAAGAAGUCCCUGUCACUGAAAAUUCAAAGAUGACACCUGGAGAUACUAUUUUGGCUGGGCCAUCUUACAAACCCAUGAAAGAGGCCAGGUUGGAGUCUGAUAUAGCUGUAGAGGACCUGCAAAAAGACAAUCGCUCUGUUGAUAGAUUGGGUUUAAACAUCCAAACACUUCCAACACUGAGUCCAGCCAGUCUCCGCAAGUUUCUGUCCAGAGCUUCUCCGGGUUCAGACACCCAGGCUGCCAUGUCUGUCCCUUCUAUCACUGUGGGUGAUUCCCAAAGCGACAAGACAGCAGAUGAACUGAGCGGAGGCUCAACGCCAACAUCCUCCCUCUCCUGUGAGAGUAGCCCCCGACUGAAACGAAGAGACAGUCUGUCUCUUAUUCGCUCUGCCACACCCGAGGAGCUGGCCUCUGGGGCCCGCCGCAAAAUCUUCCUCCCCAAAACUAAAGGAGAGGAUGGGGAGGGAGUAGGGGUAAUUGCAGGGGCCCCAGAUACUAAAAGCAAGAAGGACAACCCCUACAUGUCACCCAGCCAGGCUCGCAGGGCAGCUUUGCUACAAGCUCCUACAGGACAGCAUACCCCACCGAUGGAGAGACGCUCACCUCUGGUCAGCCGGCGAAAGGCCACCUUGGAGGUGCCCAAAGUGGUGGAAGAGACUCCCACAGAAGAGAAAGCCAACUCCAAGCCAGAGGAGAAACCUGCUGAGAAGGAGAAGCUGGACCCAUUCAAAGCUCCUCAGGUUAUCCGGAAGAUCAGGGGAGAACCAUUUCCAGAUGCCUCUGGACACCUGAAGCUGUGGUGCCAGUUCUUCAAUGUGCUCAGUGACUCCACUAUCAAGUGGUACAGAGAUGAAGAGGAAAUACUAGAGGUGAAACGAAGUGGAGGAGAUGAAAGCCAAGUAGCGCUAGCCAUUGUCCAGGCAUCCAGCCAAGACUGUGGGGUAUACGGGUGCACAAUCAAAAACGAAUACGGGACUGACACCACUGACUUCCUGCUCAGCAUAGACAUUCUAUCGGAGAUCCUGCUAAAGGACGAUUUUGAAGUUGGAGAGGAGAUAGAGAUGACCCCGCUGCUAUUCACCAAAGGCCUCGCAGACUCCAGCUGCUGGGGUGACAAGUUCUUUGGUCGCAUUAUGACCAUGGAGGGGAACUUUGGGGAGGGAUGUGCGCACAAAGUAAGUAGGAUGAAGGUCAUCUAUGGUCUGGAUCCUGUUUUCGAGUCUGGGAGCACCUGCAUCAUCAAAGUUCAAAGCCCCAUUGCAUAUGGGACGAAAGAGGGGAGUAACCUUGUAGAGAGAAACCAAGAGACUACCAAGCAAGAGUGCAAAGUCCAAAACUUGAUUCGGGAAUAUUGUAAAAUCUUUGCCGCUGAAGCAAGAGUUAUCGAUAACUUUGGCCUUUCCCUAGAAGUAAAUCCUCAGUACCUGAUGUACCGACCUGCAAACUCUGUGCCGUAUGCUGCAGCGGAAGCUGAUCUCAAUGGCGUCUUCUUAAACUAUUGUACGAUGGACGCUAAAGGCAGGCUGAUUACACGAACCAUCUCUGAGGUGGAGCAGAAAUGUUGCGCCUUCCAGCACUGGAUUCAUCAGUGGACCCAUGGCAACUUGCUGGUCACGCGGUUAGAGGGCGUUGGACAUAAGCUCACGAACGUUAGGGCCGUGACCAAAUCAAAAGGGUACCAAGGUCUUACAGAUUAUUGCUCUCCUAAAGUAUUCGAACAGUUCCUGGCCCAACAUCAGUGUAACUACUACUGUGGGCUCCUUGGCCUGCGACCCCUGAAGCCUAUGGAUAGUUUGCCGCAGCCAGCAAAAAUGAAGGGCUCCAAGAGUCCCCUGCUCAACCGCAAGACGGGCAUGGGCUCCUCCAGCCCCCAGCUGCAGCGGAGAGGAACAAACAGCCCUCAGAUGACUAGGAAGGCGACUUCUAGUCCGAAGGUGACCAGAAAAUCCAAAGACGCGGACAACAACACAAAGUCCCAAGAGACGGAAGACAACGGGUCAGACGCCAAACCCAAGUCUACGGACACGCUCAGCGUUAUCCAAACGAGGUAG
Messenger RNA from Lampris incognitus (smalleye Pacific opah), 5790 nucleotides. It is a transcript of the gene alpk3a, whose product is annotated as alpha-kinase 3a. Lineage: Eukaryota; Metazoa; Chordata; Actinopteri; Lampriformes; Lampridae. The transcript has 14 exons. Gene Ontology annotation, biological process: protein phosphorylation; cardiac muscle cell development. Gene Ontology annotation, molecular function: ATP binding; protein serine/threonine kinase activity. Gene Ontology annotation, cellular component: nucleus. The record is from RefSeq and is a predicted model, not a curated record. Bases 1 to 5790 code for a protein of 1929 amino acids.